Molecule: messenger RNA, 1023 nt
Organism: Symbiodinium natans
Lineage: Eukaryota; Dinophyceae; Suessiales; Symbiodiniaceae
Source: the annotation of a GenBank genome assembly
AUGGCGAAGAUCAACGUCGGCAUCUGCUGCAUGAAGAAGAAGUUGAAUUCAGAUUCCAUGGCCGAGCUACUCCAGAGGCUGCAGGCAACGGGCAAGUUCGUGAUCAUCCGCUUCAAGGAAAGCAUGAUUCUUCAUGAACCGGUCGAAAACUGGCCGGUGGUAUCUUGCCUUCUCGCCUUUGCCUCCACAGGUUUUCCAUUACCAAAGGCCAUCCAGUAUCAAAAGCUCCGAAAUCCCUGGCUCGUGAACGCGCUCGAGGAGCAAGAAAUCCUCACCGACCGAGUGCAGAUGUAUGCGCGUCUGUCAGAAUCAGCAAUCCCGUGCCCACCUCACAUGAUCAUAGAUCAUGGAUCGGCCACGCCAGGCGACCUUGUGCAAGACACAGACAGCAUCACGUGGCGAGGGCAGGUCUUGCCUAAGCCUUUCGUGGAGAAGCCCCAGGACGCGGACGAUCAUGCCGUCUGGAUCUACCACUCUUCCGGUCAAGGGGGUGGCGCGACCAAGUUGCACAGGAAGAAAGCCAACCAAUCCAGCAUCCGCGACUUCUCUCAGAGCCAGAUUCGAGAGAAUGGGAUGUUCGUGUAUGAGCCCUUCAUGGAGACGGGGGGCCUUGACAUCAAAGUCUAUGCCGUUGGCGAGUCCUACGUGCACGCCGAGGUUCGUAAAGCGCCGGGGGUGGAUGGGCGUGUUGAGCGCGACGGCAACGGCAAAGAGAUCCGACAAACCAUCGAGUUGACUCCGGAGGAGAAGAUCAUGUCCCGGAUGGUGGUCAAGGCCUUCAAGCAAAGCGUCUGCGGCUUCGACAUCUUGCGCACGACGGAUGGGCGGUCAUUGGUCUGUGAUGUGAAUGGGUUCUCCUUUGUGAAGGGGAACAAGGACUACUUUGACAACGCAGCCGCCAGCUUGACAGCAAUGCUGGUGAGUACCGCAGCGAAUCCCCCCCGCACACCCUUGCCCCACAGGAUCCGCCAGAAAAGCUGGUUCAAGGCAAUCGGGCGCUUGUGUUCCUUGUGUCCUUGUUAA